Erpetoichthys calabaricus (reedfish) is the source of this 2169-nucleotide messenger RNA. RefSeq names its product gastrula zinc finger protein XlCGF26.1-like. The coding region runs from base 268 to 1875 and encodes 535 amino acids. Gene Ontology annotation, molecular function: RNA polymerase II cis-regulatory region sequence-specific DNA binding; DNA-binding transcription factor activity. NCBI's taxonomy places the organism in Eukaryota, Metazoa, Chordata, Cladistia, Polypteriformes, Polypteridae. The transcript is spliced from 3 exons. Gene Ontology annotation, biological process: regulation of transcription by RNA polymerase II. The record is from RefSeq and is a predicted model, not a curated record.
UAAGGCAGCAGGACACUGAGCCACCCAGCCUCUCUCCAGCUACAGCGUAUUCUCGCUCAACUGGCACGUGACCCGAAAUCGGCGACAGGCUGACGUCAUCCAAUGCGACGCCUCCUGAAGCUACACUGCCACCGUCUCGCUUUGUGAAACACUACACUGACUCAAGGCUGUUGUUGAUUGUGGCAGAAGUGUGGUUGAGUUCAGAAAGAAUCUCAUCGGCAAGACGCAGGCAAGAGAGAAAAACCUGCCAUUUACUGUAACAUUUAAAUGGAUGUGAAAGAGGAAAUGUGUGAGGCUGACCUGAAUAUCAUUGAGGAGAGGACCAUAAAUGUUAAGGAGGAGGACUGUGAGUGGGAGAGUGUCCACCCCAAACAGGAGAGUCUGGACAUUAAGGAACAGGACCGUGAACUGGGGUCAGUGUGUAUUAAAAUGGAGGAUGCAGAGGAGUGUGUCAGCACUGAGGUGGCCAGCUAUAGGAGUAUGGAAAGUGUCAAUGAAGAUGACCUUCAUUAUGGAGAUCAAAAUGGAGCAGUGACCCAAUUAGUCUGUUCUCAUAGCAGACACUCUUCAUCUCCGGAGUCUUCUAUCAAUGUAAAAUAUGAAUCAUUACAGUCUGACAGAAAGACGAUUGAAAACAUUUUAUCUUCUAGAACUGAGGAAGGUCAACCACCACCUAAGACGUCAUCUAAAACAAGAAUCAAACUCCACUGCUGUUCUGAAUGUGGCAAACAGUUUUCUAUAAGAUUCUUACUUCAAAGGCACCAAAGAGUCCACACAGGAGAGAAGCCAUAUUGCUGUUCUGAAUGUGGUAAACAGUUUUCAAUAAGAUAUAAUCUUCAAAGGCAUCAACGACUUCACACAGGAGAGAAGCCGUACGACUGUUCUGAAUGUGGUAAACAGUUUCCAGAAAGAAGCCAGCUUCGGCGCCACAAAAUAAUUCACACGGGGGAGAAGCCAUAUUGCUGUUCUGAAUGUGGUAAACAGUUUUCACAGAGAAGCAGUCUUCAGAGCCACCAAAGAGUUCACACAGGAGAGAAGCCAUAUUGCUGUUCUGAAUGUGGUAAACAGUUUUCAGAAAGAAGCCAGCUUCAGCGCCACAAAAGAAUUCACACAGGGGAGAAGCCAUAUUGCUGUUCUGAAUGUGGUAAACAGUUUACACGGAGAAGCAGUCUUCAGAGCCACCAAAGAGUUCACACAGGAGAGAAGCCAUAUUGCUGUUCUGAAUGUGGUAAACAGUUUUCAAUAAGAUGUAAUCUUCAAAGGCAUCAACGACUUCACACAGGAGAGAAGCCGUACGACUGUUCUGAAUGUGGUAAACAGUUUCCAGAAAUAAUCCAGCUUCAGCGCCACAAAAUAAUUCACACAGGGGAGAAGCCAUAUUGCUGUUCUGAAUGUGGUAAACAGUUUUCACGGAGAAGCAGUCUUCAGAGCCACCAAAGAAUUCACACAGGAGAGAAGCCAUAUUGCUGUUCUGAAUGUGGUAAACAGUUUUCAGAAAGAAGCCAGCUUCAGCGCCACAAAAGAAUUCACACAGGGGAGAAGCCAUAUUGCUGUUCUGAAUGUGGUAAACAGUUUUCACGGAGAAGCAGUCUUCAGAGCCACCAAAGAAUUCACACUGGAGAGAAGCCAUAUUGCUGCUCUGAAUGUGGAAAACAAUUCUCUUAUAGUAGUAAUUUUCACAUACACAUUAAAACUCACUCAGGAGAGAAGCCGUAUUGCUGCUCUGAAUGUGGCAAAAAGUUUUCACAGAGCAGCCAUCUUAAGAGCCACCAAAGAAAUCACUCAGGAGAGAAGUCCUAUUCCUGUUCUGAAUGUGGUAAACAGUUUAUAAAUACAGGCCAUCUUCAGAACCACCAAAGAAUCCACAUGGGAUAGAAGCCGUAUGACUGCUCUGAAUGUGGUAAACAGUUUUCACAUAGAAGCACUUUUCAGUGCCACCAAAUAAUUCACACAGGGGAGAAGCCAUUUUGCUGCUCUGAAUGUGGCAAAAUGUUUUCACAUAGUAACAGUCUUCAGAAACAUCAAAGAAUUCACACAAGAGAAAAAAAUGACAGAAACUCCCCCACCUUGUCCACAGAUGAACACAGUACAAGGCUAAGCAGCAGAAGAAAGAAUUCAAAAAGUUAUUUGAAAUCAAAAAUGAUCUAAUUGGGGAAACUGCAAGUAAAG